AUGAAGAUCAAGGCCAUUUCUCGGAGCGUGGAGGCCUACCAGCCUCCAGGCGCAAACGCGCAAAAGCUUCCUCGCAACCUCGAUCCCGCCCAGCACCCUAUGGAGCGCGCCAGAGAGUACACCAAAGCCCUGAACGCUGUCAAGCUCGAGCGCAUGCAUGCCGCACCUUUCAUCGGACAGAUGGGCAGCGGCCAUGUCGAAGGAGUUUACUCGAUGGCCAAAGAUCCGAACUCUCUCAAGCACAUGGCAUCGGCCAGUGCCGACGGUGUGAUCAAAGCUUUCGACCUGACGAGCCGAGCCGAGAUUUGGCAGACGAAGAGCGCCCAUUCCAACAUCGUACGAAGUCUCUGCUGGACGAAGGACGGAAAGCUUCUGAGUGCUGCGGCGGACAAGACCAUCAAACUCUGGGAUCCCUACAACACGCCUGGCGAUUCUCCGCCGAUCUCCUCAUGGCUGGGUACGAAUGGUUUCCUCAGCUUGUCCCACCACCGAACGCGAAACGCCUUUGCAGCCUCGUCUUCCUCCAGUGAGAUCGCUAUUUACGACCUCGAGCGACAGAGUGCGGCGCCCGAGGUGCUGCGCUGGCCGAACGCGACCGACUCUAUCAACUGUGUUUCCUUUAACCAGGUCGAGCAAUCCGUUCUAGGAAGUACAGGCGACGACAGGAGUAUCGUCCUCUGGGACGUCCGUACUGCGAUGCCCUUGACCAAGACGACGAUGACGUUUACCUGCAACUCUCUCGCCUGGAACCCGAUGGAAGCCUUCAACUUUGUCGUUGGUAGCGAAGACCAUAACUGCUACAUGUUCGACAUGCGCAAGAUGGACAGAGCGCUCAACGUCUUCAAGGGCCACGUUGCCGCCGUCAUGAGCGUCGAGUUUAGCCCGACAGGUGAAGAAUUGGUUUCCGGAUCUUACGACCGAACAGUGCGCAUCUGGAACCGCGAUCAAGGACACUCCCGCGACAUGUACCACACCAAGCGCAUGCAGAGGGUGUUCAGCACCAUGUUCUCCCCCGAUUCGAAGUAUGUUCUCAGUGGUUCCGACGACGGUAACGUCCGUGUCUGGAGAAGCAACGCCACGGACAGAUCAGGCAUCCGAUCCGCCAAGCAGAGACAGGCGCUCGAGUACAAUGAGGCCCUGGUUGAGCGAUAUAGCCACAUGCCGGAGGUCAGACGUAUCAAGAAGCACCGUCACCUGCCCAAGGUUAUCAAGAAGGCGGGCGAGAUCAAGAACAUUGAGCUCUCGUCAAUCAAGAGGCGCGAGGAGAACGAGCGCAGGCACACCAAGAAGCAGUUCGAGAGGCGGAAGGGCGAGAGAGAAAAGCAGAUCUUGGCCCGGGAGAAGUAG
This is a messenger RNA of Colletotrichum abscissum, 1347 nucleotides long. Its product is annotated as WD domain-containing protein. Gene Ontology annotation, biological process: maturation of SSU-rRNA from tricistronic rRNA transcript (SSU-rRNA, 5.8S rRNA, LSU-rRNA). The coding region runs from base 1 to 1347 and encodes 448 amino acids. Gene Ontology annotation, cellular component: nucleolus; small-subunit processome. The transcript has 5 exons. The record is from RefSeq and is a predicted model, not a curated record. Gene Ontology annotation, molecular function: protein binding. Lineage: Eukaryota; Fungi; Ascomycota; Sordariomycetes; Glomerellales; Glomerellaceae.